Molecule: messenger RNA, 1856 nt
Organism: Cololabis saira (Pacific saury)
Lineage: Eukaryota; Metazoa; Chordata; Actinopteri; Beloniformes; Belonidae
Product: fibrinogen C domain-containing protein 1-like
Exons: 10
Coding region: 213-1622 (469 amino acids)
Source: RefSeq, a predicted model, not a curated record
AGCAUGCUCAGAGCUGCCGCUCUAGUAAAUUAGUGUAGAAACAGCUCUGAUCAGAUUAGCAGAAUCUGGUUCUCUGCCUGUCCCAGCGGCUGUCUCUCUCCCACAGCAGAUGGUCUCUGGCCCGCUAAGGAUCCGUCUCCAGGGCUAUGUGAGCACAAGAUUGUCAUCCAACACCAAGAAAUCAAUGUUUGUUUCUGCUUCUGCUCAUCUGGAUGGUCAACACCGUUGCGAUAAUGCUGCAUGACCAGUGGACCAUCAUGAACAACAGCAGCUCUGACCUGGACAGCAAACUACCCAAGUACAAGGGUCUCCCAGGAUUGACUGGUCCUAGAGAACGAGUCAGAAGGUGCUGCAGUUUCCUUUUCUGGUCCGUCAUCACAUUGGCUGUCAUAGCAGCAGUUGUCACAACUACAUUCACCAUCCUGUACCUGAACCAGUAUCCUGUACCCUUCAUCAGCAGCAGAGGCAGCGUCUCCUCACCGGUGAUUCUGACCAAUCCCAAAGACUCUGGCGCCCUGGUGACGGUGUCACAGAUCUCUGAUGGAGAACCCAUCAGCAUCUUCCUGGACCCCAACUGUCCCGACUUCAGCCAGCACAUUCUGCGCUGGGAAGCCCUGCAGAGCUCGCUGCUGCGUGUGCUCACCAAUCACAACACGGAUGACUGGAAGGAGCGGGGAAUGUUCCAGAAGCUGGGCGACGACCUCAAGGUGUUGACAGGAAACACCCAUGACCUGAAGCUGCAGGCCGAGUCACUGAAGCGAGGCCAGGGCGUUCUGGACCAGCGGAUGGACCGGCUCCAGAGUGAACAGAGCCGGGUGGUCCAGGCCCUGAGCGACAGCCGCACAGGCGUCAUGAAGCUGGCUGAAGGGUUCAGUGAUGCUCUGGUCAACCUACAGAGGGAAACUGAGAGUCUGCGGGGACUGAAGAGUCGAGACGCAGCGCAGUCAGCUGCCAGACCAAGGGACUGCACUGAUGUGAUGGCGUCCGGCGUUGUAGAAGAUGGAGUUUAUUCCGUGUUUCCAAUUCACCAACCUGAGGGCUUCAUGGUUUACUGUGACAUGAGCACCGAUGGAGGAGGAUGGACGGUGAUCCAGAGGAGGGAGGACGGCUCUGUGAACUUCUUCAGAGGCUGGGACGCUUACAGGGAUGGCUUUGGAACCACCAGGGGGGAGCACUGGCUGGGUCUGCAGAGGAUCUACACGCUCACCAGGUCAGGAGGGAUUGAACUCCGCAUCGACAUGGCUGACUUCGACAACGCCACUGCAUUCGCUCUCUACUCUGACUUUUCUGUCGGCCGAGACUCGGUCAACCCGGAAGAAGAUGGGUACCCGCUGACGGUAGACGGCUACUCAGGGACUGCAGGUGACUCCCUCCUGAAGCAUUCUGGUAUGCAGUUCACCACCAAGGACCGGGACCAGGACCAGUCGGAGAACAACUGUGCAGCGUACUACCAGGGGGCGUGGUGGUACCGGAACUGCCACACGUCCAACCUGAACGGCCAGUACCUGAGAGGAGGACACGCCUCCUACGCCGACGGGGUGGAGUGGUCCAGCUGGACGGGCUGGCAGUACUCACUCAGGUUAACCGAGAUGAAGAUCCGGCCCAGAAAACCCGAGUCCUGAGCCGGGACCCCGGACCUGGGACAGUUCGAUGUAAAUGUGAUGAUUGGUCCAGAACGGCUCCUGCGCUGUUGUCUGUUCAGUUGUGUUAUGUGUCAUAUUGAUAACAGAUUGGUGAUUGUAGAUGAUGAUUUCAGGAUUAAAUGAGUCUCACACAUACAGGACUGUCUCAGAAAAUUAGAAUAUUGUGAUAAAGUCCUUUAUUUUCUGUAAUGCAAAAAUGUCAUACAUUCUGGA